Messenger RNA from Leucoraja erinaceus (little skate), 10016 nucleotides. RefSeq names its product zinc finger DHHC-type palmitoyltransferase 9 (gene zdhhc9). Gene Ontology annotation, molecular function: protein-cysteine S-palmitoyltransferase activity. Bases 604 to 1806 code for a protein of 400 amino acids. Gene Ontology annotation, biological process: peptidyl-L-cysteine S-palmitoylation; protein targeting to membrane. The transcript has 9 exons. Gene Ontology annotation, cellular component: endoplasmic reticulum; Golgi apparatus. Lineage: Eukaryota; Metazoa; Chordata; Chondrichthyes; Rajiformes; Rajidae. The record is from RefSeq and is a predicted model, not a curated record.
AACUUGAUCCAGGAUUGAUACUGAUUCUAUAUGUGAUAACCCCACCCUGGAGGCCUUGAUGUAAGGCUGGUAAUAUGUUUAAAUUCAUACGGUAUAUCAUUGCGCUCCCAUCCUCUGUCUGCACAUGACCUGGUUUAAGGGCGAAUUGCAGCCAGAAUCGAUGCGGCCAAGUUGCCAUCAAUGUUGCUGCCCGAACAGCUGAAGAGACGUGCGCGCCCACGCCGAGACGGAGCCAGACCAGUAUGCGCCGCGACGGGAGCAGUAUUGAGCAAAGAUCCUGGUAUUGAGUUCCCAAGCGGGGAGUGGGAAAGGGCGUGGACGACGGACGACUUGCUGAGCCUUCUGUGAGUGCCCAGAGAGAUGGAGUAGCGCAGACAGACAGACAAACAGAGAGAGAGGGAGGGAGGGAGUGAGUCCUGGCAGCGAUAAGCCCAGGCAGGCAGGGCUCGGGGACGAGCAAAGGAAACAUUGCCUGGCCGCGGACAAAGACACUUCCCUUACAAGGUGGAUUGCAGCAGCGAGCUACAUUGCACGUAACCAUCAAGAUCGGGGACAUCAGAAUAUUACAUUUGGAAGUGAUUUCACAUAUUUGAUUGACCAAAUAUGAUCGAAGGAAUACAGACGAAAAAGGUGGAGAAGAAGCGUACGCGGAAAUGGCAGAAACUGCCCGGCAGAAACACCUUCUGUUGCGAUGGCAGGAUCAUGAUGGCCCGGCAGAAGGGAGUUUUCUACCUCACCGUCUUCCUCAUCGUGGGAACCAGUGCGCUGUUCUUUGGGUUUGAGUGUCCGUACUUGGCAAUUCAUCUUUCCCCUGUCAUUCCUGUGUUUGCAAUUAUCCUCUUCAUCUUUGUGAUGGCCAUGCUAUUGCGCACCAGUUUCAGUGACCCUGGCGUACUCCCACGUGCUGAAGCAGAUGAGGCUGCGUUCGUGGAGAUGGAAAUAGAAGCGGCAAAUGGCAAUGUUCCGGUGGGUCAACGGCCACCACCCAGAAUCAAAGACAUUCAGAUCAACAAUCAGAUUAUCAAACUGAAAUAUUGCUACACUUGCAAGAUUUUCCGUCCACCUCGGGCAUCCCAUUGUAGUGUCUGCGAUAACUGCGUGGAGCGUUUCGAUCACCACUGUCCUUGGGUUGGAAACUGUGUUGGAAAGAGGAAUUACCGUUUCUUUUACCUCUUCACCAUCUCGUUGUCAUUCCUAACUGUCUACAUCUUUGCUUUUGAUAUUGUUCACGUGGCACUGAGAUCAGUGGACAAUGGCUUUUUAAACACGCUGAAGGACACACCAGGAACUGUGCUAGAAGUGGUGAUCUGCUUCUUCACAUUAUGGUCUGUGAUUGGACUGUCUGGAUUUCACACAUACCUUAUUGCACUCAAUCAGACCACAAAUGAAGAUAUUAAAGGCUCUUGGUCAGGUAAAAAUGGAAUCCAUAAUCCUUACAGCCAUGAGGGUGUAAUAAAAAAUUGUUGUGAGAUCCUUUGUGGGCCAGUGCCACCAAGUGUUCUUGACAGGAGAGGGGUCAUUAAAGAUGAGCCUGGUGUUUCAGUCAAUACUAAUGGAGUUGCAAAUACUGUUCCACAGACGAUGGCAAGCAGAGCUCUGUUGAUAUCCAAUGAGCAGGCGCCUGUAAAAGUAGGUCCUUUUGUGCCUGGGCAAAUGGAACCAGAUGCAAGAGAGACGGCAUCAUCACCUAAUACAAACAAGCCACUUCCAUCUCCACCAACAGCAGAUCUAAAUAUACAGUCUGGCACCACAGUCCUGCGGAGAGAUGCAGUGACGAAAGGAACAUAUCGAGGACAUGCCCUUUAGCUCCCGGACGAUAUUCAACAGAAGGUGCACAAAAUGUUGGAAGAUGGUUCUUCUAGCUACGUCAAGGUGCAAAUUGAAUUGACACUACAAUUUCCAUCAGAUCAGUAUUGUGUGUUUUAUAUGAAGAUGUUUUGGAAGUUGGAUAUGCUGUGAUGUCGCAUCAGACUGGAAUGUUAACGAAAAGGUCAAAUUGCUCAGAGACUUUUCAGGGCCAAUUUGCUUAUUCAUAGCCAAAUGUGUUCAUUCAGACAUUAGCAUUUGUUAUUUUAUGUCACAAGUACAAAAAUGUAGAAUGACAAAUGAGUUUCCCACAAAGAAGUGAUUGCUAUUGUUUUUUUGUUUAUUUCCCAUUGCACAUUGUAACUUCAUGAAAAUAACCGGCAGGACAAAUAUUAUGCGAAUAUCUCGCGUAGUAAUAUGCUGAGUUUCAUUUGGGUGCUAUGCAAAAUAUUGACAUGAUUAAAGUUCACCAGGGUACUUUCAUUAUAUCACUAGUUACAGGCAUGUUAUGAGUGCAACACAAUCUAUAUAAAGAGAGUUAUGAGUGUUUUCUUCCUUGUGUAUGUGUGUGUGUGUGUGUGAGAGAAUACUGGUCUCAUCAGAAACGUGAAUUUGAUGUUGGGUAAGUGACAUUGAACUUGGACCUGAACCUAUUUUAUCUGAUACAAAUUAAUGAAUAAUCUGAUACUGCCAUUGGAUGUUGUUUUCGUGAAACUACUUUUUUUCCCCAAAUACUGUUGUCGAACUACUGUUGCUUUACUCUGCAGAUUUUGAACCAGUUCACCCAUACUAUGAAAGCGUAUGAAAUAGCCUCCAACUUAAAAUAACUGGCUAUGAGAAAUGGUUUUUGAAACAUUAAACCUCUCCAUUCCUUUAUGAUUUUUAAAAUGGAGCUGCAGUUCCACUGCCUUGCACAUUGAAGGACUUUGUGAGCUUAAUGUGCAAAAUAUAGAAAGGAAGCAAAAAGAGACUGUUUUGAUGGGAAUCUGUUAAGGGCUUGUCCCACGAGCAUGCGACUCCAUGCGGCAAGCACGACCUAAAGGGCCUGUCCUACGAGCAUGCGACUGCAUGCGGCAAGUGCGACCUAACGUGGUCGCUUGAGCCGUACGGCCUUGCGGGGCCGGUCCCGUUCGAUCGCCGGAGCCGUAUGGAGUUGUACGGAGCUGAUCCCGACAUCGCGCGGGACUCUGAAAAUACUGGCCUUGUUCAAAAAUUCCUCACGGCAAUGGCUUACCGGCCCGCAGCCGCCUUGCACACCGCCUCGACGCCGUACGUCACACGCGAACUUCCCGCGGACUUCGCUCGAACUUCAUGUCACUCACUCGACCUCCGCGCGGCCCCCGCUUCUGGUUUGGUCGCGCUCGCCGCAUGCAGUCGCAUGCACGUGGGACAGGCCUUUUACAAAUGUCACAUUUUAAAACUUAACAAAUAAUUCCUUUUACUUGCUGCGAGAAAGUGGACAGGCCACUAAUAACCAAAAUAUGGUUUGGUGGUUCCAUUUAUAAUUUAAUAAAAACAAAUCUUUUUACUGCAGUGAAAGUAUGCACAAAAUGGUUUUCUCUUGCAGUGUUUUGAAUUAUCCAAAGUUUUGCAAGUUCUCUAGACUACUACAUUUCAAUAAGGAUCCAAGACAAAACUGUGGCCUCGGUCUUAAAGGCUGAAGUCUCAGAAUUCCAAACCACACUGGCGUGAAAUUUAAAAGUACAUAAGUGAGGCACAUAUACAGAGGUUUUAAGAUUGAAGAACAUGCUUUGUGCUCCCAAAUUUAUUUGAGCUGUCUACAGUGCCUUUGAUACUAAAUCGAACUGUUUCGAAAUUUGUGAUAUAUUUCAGAUUGAGAUGUGUGACAACAAUGUGUUAAAUGAGGUCAGUACUUUAAGGAUGAAACAUUGAUAUCUAUAGAAACAGUACAUUCAAUUGUGUUUCUCAUUUUUAGUGUAACUUUGUUAGUUUCUACAAUAUUUUAAUUGCACCAAUAGCAGAAAUUGCUGCAUGCUUUGAAUAAAAUAGCCCUCACUGUUAUCCACUGCAUAUAGAAAGACAGUUGUUCUGAAGUUGCACUGAACCAACAAAAAAAUGAUUAUUUCUUGAUACAUUAUAUUUAUAACACUCCAAAUAUAAACAAGAUUAUGGGAAGAAAAAUCUAGUUUCUUCUGAUUUUGAACCUUCCAAAAACAGAAGUAAUCAUAUCAGGAAAUCUGGCUUUGUGGCUGCAUUUGGAGUUAUGAACCAUUUAGAAUUUCAACCAAAUAAUUUGUACUGCAAUUGGAUUGUGUUGGAGGUAACUUUAUGUUUAUUGGCAGUGAGCCUGCAUUUUACCACAUACCCAUCAUUAAUAAAAUGUAGCAUUAUGAAAUGUAAGGUCUUGUGCAAAGGUUAGGUGGGGCUGACUCAAUUGCUAAUAACUUUCAUAUGAUAAUUUUGAUUAUUUAAUUAACAAAACUCAACGAUCUUUCAUAUCUGACAGCAGUUUUCAUUACUUCUCAUCCAGCUGAUAUAACAUGCCUGUGGUCUAAAUUAAUGAAUAUAAAUUGAACUGGUGUUUUAAAAGCAGCUUCAGACUGCAGAAGCUUUUUGUGUAAAGUAUAAUGUGUCCAUUUGAUAGUUGAUAAUUAACUUUAACCAUCUGUGCGAAAGCCACUGUAAAAUUAGAAUAUGAUAUGAUCAUUACUAACACUACAAACACACUGCUGAUCAAAUAAUGGAGAAAAAUUCAUAACAUAAUAGUCUACAUUGAAUUUUAUAUGUCAGUGCCAUUGAUACUUCAUUUAAAAAGAACCAAAUUAACACAUGCGUUGGCAAGCUAAUUUGUGAAUUCAAUACCAAAAGUGAAAUAAAUGACAUAGAUUUCCCCAAAUCGACAUGCUUUGUGGACUUUGAAAUAUCUGUUAGAGCCUGGUUUGAAAAUAAGGCUUGCUUUGAUUUUUGAAUCAUUUUUCCAUUCUUUCACCUUCCUACAGAAACAAUCAGUUCAGAUAAACAUGUAGCUGGAGUUGGACAAUAUGGGAAAGUUAGCGUAUUAAUGGAAAAGGCAUUCUCCAUUUCCAAGUGAGAAUUUCCCAUAUCCUGUACUUUGAUUAGUCUUCAGUCAUACAGGUCAUCCUGAUCAGAAACUGGACAUUUUUGGUUUAAAAUUUGAAGAUUAAAGAUCAGACAGUUGCAUAUAUAUGGAUGCUUGUUAGUCAUAUGGUAAGGCACCAUAGUUUGGAACAUAAAUGUAUGAUUAUUUGAAUUGAUAAAGACUCAAUGUACCAGGUUUAGUGGAAUAUUCUCCCUCAUCUCAGCUCUUCCACAAACAACCAUACAUCAUGAGUUGCAGUUGCAUUAGACACUAUGUUGGAAACACAGGUCGACACGUAAAAUCUACGUAGUUGAAAAUGAGGUGCAAACACUUUAAAUUUGGACGGUUUACCUAAUGGGGUAAGUUAUCUUUAAUAUUUAAGAUACUAACUGCUUUGACCAUGAAAACAUAAAAUAUACUUUGAAACAAGUUGGUGCAUACUUUAUGCCAGAAAAUGUUAACAUUUGACCCAUUGAUUUAAUGCGUAUAUUGAUACUUUGCAGUACUGAAAUGUGCCAAAUCAAUUGGGUCAAAUGUUAACAUUGGCAGUUCUUAAUUUUAUCAAAAAUUCUCACAAUUUGAUUAUUGAAUUUAUCGGGUUUUUUUUUUUCUCUUUUUGAGAAACUGUUGCUGCAAUGCUGUGAGAAUAUUUUAAAAGAAAAGCCUAAUGAUAAGAAAGGGAUUCAAAACUAGUUGAAUUGAGCAUGAUGCAAUAAAAUUGAAUGUGUGCACACUCCUUCAAAUGUUGCCUGUGUUAUCUGAUAACUUAAUAUUUGCAUUCCACAUUUUCUAUAUUAACGAUAUAGAUAUGAUUUAUUUAGCAGUGAAACCGGAUUAUUAUCUCCGCAAGACCUACCUGCAAUUACUUUUCCCCAUUUCAUAACUUACAGAAUAGUUUCUUUCUUCUUCACACUGGGGUUCUCUUUUCGGUCACUCGCCAUUUGCAUUCACAGUUCUGAAACGCCCUUAGCUCUCCUUUUUUCCCUCAUGGGUACACUAUAUCUCUUAUGGCUACCCCAAUCCAUCUAUUCAAUGUGAAGAAUGUUUCCGACCCAAAAUGCCACCUAUUCAUGUCCUCCAGACAUGCUGCUUGAUCUGCACAUUCAGCGCCUUGUUUUUCUUUGUUAACAACCAUCUGCAGUUUCUUGCAUCUUCAUGUUCUCUUUCUGCUCCAACUUCCCUAAUUCAUGUCAGUCCUCUAUAUCGUAUUGUGUCCAACAUCAACUUUUAGCCUUAAUUUUCCAGAGCUUCUCUUCCUUUCUGAAUCUUACAACGGCUUCAUUUUCCUUUACUUAGCUAUCUUAAACUCCUCCUCCAACAGGAUGAGCAAACCUGCCUACAAGAACAUUAGUUUCAGUGCUGUUGAGUUGCAAAUCAUCUGCCCUGUAUCAGUCUCGCUUUCGACUACUUUAUUCCUAAUAUCCCAAGGAUAUUAAAGCAAUCCCUCUAGUAUUCUCUCUCCAGUUGCACAUUCAUCAGCACCAUCCUCCUACUUCGAUACUCAUCUUUUUCUAAGUGAUUGUUUUUAGGAGAUUUAAACUAUUGAAGCACCAUUUACUUUAUAUUCUGUUUGUGCUAUUUAAAAGACCCAUGAACUAACACAAGCUACAUAAAUACAUAGAAAAUAGUUGCAGGAGUAGGCCAUUAGGCCUUUCGAGCCAGCACCUCCAAUCAAUGUGAUCAUGGCUGAUCAUCCACAAUCAGUGCCCCGUUCCUGCUUGAUUCCACUUGCCCUAAGAGCUCUAUCUAACGCUCCUUAGAAUGCAUCCAGUGAUUCAGCCUCCACUGCCUUCUGAGGCGGAGAAUUUCCGCAAAUUCACAACUCUCUAGAGAGUUGGUCCUUGUUUGAAAGUUUUAUGAAUGUAAGCUUUUACUCUCGAGGGUUAGAAUAAAUCUAUUCUUGAAGGGUACACCUUACAAAAGUAAUUUUGUAGCAGCAAUUAAAGCAGUAAUUUCCGCAGUAUUUAAAAACAGUCAAUGUUUGAAAGGAAAGAUUGUUCAAUUAUUUCUUAGAACAUUUACAUUGGAGAAAAGAUUACCACAAUAUAGGUCUAUGUAAGUUUUGGUAGAGAAUAUCAUGGGAGAUAUUAACUUAAAAAAAUUAUGGCCAAAAUUGGUAUUUUUUAAACUUUGCAAAGAGACUAACAUCAUAUUGUUAGAGUUCUGGCUUACAAUGUGCUCUUCCUCCUGUGUUAGUGUUUGUAUUUGGUUUUUGAAAAUUCAGUACGAAUGUGAAUUGAUGAUUCUGAGUAAUAAUCUCAUAUUUUUGCUCUAUUCCUUUUGAACUUUAAAUUUGCAUCAUGAGAGGAAAGAAAGAAAAGAUAAUUUACCUUGCACGUUUGACCUGCUUUGAAUAAUCAAGAAAAAAAUCACAUUCAAUUAAAUCCAAGGAAAUGUGAUCAGAUUUGGUCUUAGCUUCAGGUUUUUAUAGGCAAAGAGGAUGUUUAGGUGCAGAUAUGUAUAUAUUUUUAACUGCAGUUAUGCUAGCAAAUGUCAUCUGAUACAUCAAUUCCCAAAAGUCUAUUUGGAUUUUUACAAGGUGCCAAAAAUAUAAAUUGCUUAAAUGCAGAUCAUUCCAGAUAAAUGGGAAGCUUUAUUGCCAUCACCAUGUGUUGACUUAUAAACACUUCUGUUCCUUGCUAUUUCACUCAUUGUCAUGUUCUCACACAUGCUUACUUCCUUUUGUGUCUCUUUGUCCCUCUACCUACAGCAUCUCUCUGCCCCUUUGUUCCUUUCUGUUGUUGUUCCCAAUCUGAGUAGUAUAGGAUCCAGAUUUUUAGAGUGGUUCAAGUAUGUUAAAAGACUUGAUUAUGGAUCUGUUUUAAAAUAUUUAGCAGAAAAAAUAUGAAUCUAUUUAUCUGAACGGAGUACCAAUUUUUUUUCUAAGCGGGUUGAAGUUAUAAAUAUUGUAGAGUAUUUACAAAGCAUGCAACAUCAGUGUCUGGAUGUAAUUACAACUGUGUUUGAUUUUUCUUUUCUUUAUGCAAUGACUUGGAGUCAUACAGCUCUGAUCACAUAUGCACUUUAUAAUAGACUUCAAUGAACAGUUUUUGGCAACAAAACCUUGUGCUAAAUUGUUUUUCAAAUGCAUAAUCUUUAUGUACAGAUGGAACAAAAGACAUGGCCAGUUUUUUUAAAGCAUCAAAAAAGUCAAAUGGACAAAAAUAGUUUUGUCAGACAUCAUGUUUUACAAAUUAAUUCAUAGUUGCAAUUUUCACUGCACAUUUAUGUCAAAUGAAAUUAUAAAUUGUUUUAAAUGAUUUGAAGAAAACCAAUACGUCAUUGCAAAAUGUGAGAAAGAUGUUCUUCCAUGUCCUAAAGGACAUGUUUAACAGAUGAACAGACCCACCUUCCCAUUUGAGCCAGAAAUAUUCUAUUAUAGGCAAACCCAAGGCAAUCUGCACAAGAUUGACUUUGUGCGUACAAACACACACACACAAAUGCUCACCUUUCGUAGUUCCCGCUUUGUGCCAAGACAUUAGGAGUUGAGAAGAGGUCCAGUGGGGACAGUGUGGAGUGUGGUUGAAAAUUAAUUAGUGGGAGCAUGGAAGACAUCAGCAGCAAGGACUAACUAAACAAGCUAGGGAUAUGUGUGCUAGGCUCAGUAGAGAUGGAAUAGGUUGAUGUUUUUCCCCAUAAGUAGCAAGAAGCCGUUCUUGCCAUGAAUACUUUCUGCAUAUAUUGUGCAUGUUCAGCUACUUUGCAUAUGUUUUACAGCCUGUGACCUGUACGCGAUGGACUUAAUAGCAAGGUGAAAGAAUCUCUGGGCUGUGAGAUGACUUGUAUGUCACUUCUUCCAUGUCUCAAAGGAUUUUAACAAUUUUUUUUUCCAUAGUGAGGAAAGUUGUAUAUUUUGAAAAUAUUCUGGUUUGUGUAAAAUAUUCUUAGUUCGUGUAAAAUGUUUCUAUUUUGUUUCAAUUAUUAAAUCCUUCAACCAUUGAAUAAUUAACCAUCCAUUUUAUAAGUUUAGAUUUGGAGGGUGCAGAGUAAGCUCUAUGUUGGCAAUUUGAGGAUAAUCUUUCUAAACAGCAGCAGUUUUUCUGCAACACAAAAUUCUAUGUCAGUUUUCUCCAAAUGAGUUUUACGGAGGAUGUCUUGUAGCAGUCCAGAAUGACCAAAAUGAUUGAUUCUUCAAUUUUUAUUAAAUAUUAAUCAAAGUCUUUAUUUGCUGCCUGUAAUUAAACUGAUCCCCAAGUUUGCAAUUAAUUUAAUAGUGUGAGCAUUAUCUUUUCAUUGCUGCGGGUCGGACAGAACACUAGAACAAGAUGCGUUCCUGAUGUGUAGGUGUUAUGCAACUUGUCUAAGAUAAAAACAAGACUGCAUGCAGAGUAUUGUUUUAAUACAAAUUAUCAUCAGAUAAAUAUAGACAACUCCUAAACCAAUGCUAAAAUGGGAUGUUAAUGGAGUAUAACAGAAGUUGAAAAGAUACAAGGAGGCAGGAUGGUGGAAUGUUAGAUGGCAACUGUGCUUAAAAGGCACUUAUUCCAAAUGAGUGAUGCUCAAUAAGCCAUUCAGUUUGCCUGUUGUCAGGUCAUGAUAUGUCUGUUGUCAGGUUAUGAUAUGCAAUGUAUAAAGUGAAAGCUUGAUGGUUCAAUCUACUUCUGCCCCCUUCAGUUAUUGCCAGCUAUCAUCCAUUAUUGUUCCUCCAGAACACAUUAAAUAAUUACCAAACCACAGACUACAAAUGUUAUCUGUACCCUAUUUUGGUCAGUUGGAGCAUGUAUGGGUUUGCUUAGAUGUACUGAUAGAGAUAUUCAUCUCAUUAAAUCAGUGAACAGAUUUGCUCAUCUGGAUAUUCAAGAGCAUUUGCCCCAAAGGUUCUGCUUGAUUAUCCAGUUUGCAAUGUGAAAAUAACCCUCCCUCUAUCAUUCCAUGUGACUUUAAAUGCCUUUUACCUCAGGUUUAACUUUUUUGUUUAGUUAGUAAUAAUAUGUGCUGCUGUCUGGAUAAAAUGUGUGAAACUAAAUGCAAAAAAGAAAAUCAUUUUUGUAUUCAUUAUUUAUAAAGAAAUUUACUGUUUUAGAAAAUUGUUCUAUGCCUUUUCAAUAUUCUGAUAGUGACUGUUAAUUUAUGAUUUUCAUUUGCCAUGUAUUCCUUUUCAACCAAAUUAAUGUAACUAACUGUCUAUAAAUACAAUUCUUGUACAUUA